Messenger RNA from Meira miltonrushii, 2283 nucleotides. RefSeq lists its product as uncharacterized. The record is from RefSeq and is a predicted model, not a curated record. Lineage: Eukaryota; Fungi; Basidiomycota; Exobasidiomycetes; Exobasidiales; Brachybasidiaceae. The coding region runs from base 1 to 2283 and encodes 760 amino acids. The transcript has 5 exons.
AUGAAAGCGAAAGAAUCCAAAAAACGUUAUUUUGCAAAACUUGAUGCUGAUCCCGUGAAGAAAGAAGCGGCACACAAGAGACGUCUUGAGCUGUACAGACUGGCACAGAAGCGUAGAGAUGCGAAAAUGACAGAAGAGCAACGGCGAAACUUAAAGAAGGAGAGAUAUAUUGCCAAUAAAGCACUUCGCGAGAAAAAGAGGGUAACUACUUAUGGAGGUUUUAGCUCACUCAAAUCUUUAGAAUGGCAUAAUCUGAAAGAGCUGGAAGCGAAUGGGAAAGCAAAUGAGGCAGAUUUGGCAAAGCUCAACGAGUUCAGGCGAAAAGAUCGAGAGGCGAAGAAAAGGCAAUAUAAACGAUUAAGCUGUGUUUUCGGGGGCGAGUGUAUCGAAAAGGGGCUAGAUCGUGACGCCGACUCAAGUAGGAUUGAUUGGUCAGAUAUUGAAGAUAUAGUACCAAUGGAGGCUGAUAAGGAAUGGCGAAUAUACCAAUAUCAAUUACAUCAUAACGUGAAAGAAGGGAAACCUAAAACAGAGAGACAAAUUCGUUGGGAACGAGAGAAAGAGUUAAGGAAGCAAUUGAAAGUGGACAAUCCCGAGAAGUUUAGGUUGCGAGCAGAAAGACGAAAACAAACGCAAGCACGGGCUAGAGAAAGAUACCUAGCAAAGCAAAGAUGUCUAGGAGAACAAUGCCCUCAGAUGAAAGCAAUGAAUUUAGCAAGAGAUCGUGUCCGAGCAAGAAAGCGUACUGCGAAUAGGAAAGCACGGACAGGAUACACUUCACUGAAAAAUGAAAAAUUUGACAAGCUCCGAACCCUAGUUACAGAAGGUAGAGCUUCACCAGCACAAGAAGCCGAGCUCCAGAGUUUACGAGAAGCUGCAAAACUUUCAAAUAGAAAACGUACGGAGAGAAGGACGCUUUUAAGACUGGAGAAUGACAGCAAAAGACAAAAGACUUCUCAUUCAGUUCAUGUUCUCGACCCUUCUUCCGAUCUAUACCCUAAAUUGAGAAUGCUCAGACGCUCAGUAUGUGUACUUUCGAUAGCCUUAGUAAUGACCAAAGCUUCAGUGUAUUCCGUCCCUACAAGUUCCUUGACAUCGAACCAAACUAGAGCGGAAGGAGAGUGGUCAGGAUUAAGUGACAUUGUAGAAAUCAAUAAGUUCGAUCCAAGCUGGGGACAAGAAGCUGAAAGUUUGCCAAAGGAAGACCAUAUCAAAAACUCAAAGAAUCAUACGGAACCUUCUGAAGCAGCCAAUAAUGGAAAGGCUGGCGGUAAGAAACGCUUUUAUCCAAGAAGUAAAGAGAAGCAGAAAGAAUAUCGUCAACGAUUCAAUGAAAAGGUGAAGUCAGAUCCAGUAAGAAACAAGUUUUAUAAAGAGCGCAAAAAGCAAUGGAAUGCGAAAUGGGAGGCAAACUAUACCUCAAAAUUCACAUCACAAGAAAAAGAAGCGUACGAGCUUGAUAAAAGGAGUAGGAAGAAGCAAUCUAAUUUGCGUGGAAGGGCGAGAUUUGGCGGUUUUUCUUGUGGAAAAAUGCAACGCUUGAAUCAAAUCAGGAACUUGCAAGCCAAAGGGGCAGCCUCGGAAGAAGACUUGAAGUUCUUGCAUGAUUACCGAGCGUCCGAGAGAGAAAGAAGAAAAAAGGCCAAAGAAGCAAGAGAGGGCUUGGCGAGAAAAGGCCAACUUGACACAAUGAUGAUCACAGCUGGUGUCAUAUAUGUGUUGCUCUUUCUACUUUUUCCUGGUUACAUGAAAGCUGGAGAAGACUCUCCAUCGCAUUUCUUAAAUCUCGAUUGGGACAAAUUCGAUCACCUUUACGAAUUUCAUCAUGAUGGAGUUCCGUCUGCGCCACUCACUGGCGAUCACGUAACUUCAAAAGCGAUGGUAAAACCUCUGCUCAAGGAUAAUGAACAAAAGCCUGACAUUCAACGAGAAAAAAGACCAUACACAAAAAAGAUAGUGUCCGAGAAAGAAUACAAUAGGAUUCGAGGAAUGAAAGCAAGAAAUGUGGUGCAAAUGAAACUCGCAAACAUGUCAGAAGCGGAAGUUAUCGCUUACAAGGCAAGAAUAACACAAAAGAGACAAGAUCGUGAACGUAUAAUGAAGGAAAAGACAGGAUAUCGUACUCCAACGCAAUACAAGUAUCAUACACUCAAAAGGCUAGUGGAAAGUAAUCAGGCUAAUCAAGCACAAGAAAACGAAUUCAACAGACUUAAGGAAUUGAGCAGAAAAGCUUCUGCUCGCGCUAUUCAACGAAAAAGGGCUGCAGGGAGCAAGAAGACAUAA